UGUUACUCUUCGAUCGGUUUAUGAAAUAUAAUCUUGUUUCCUGAUCCUAUAAAUUCUUAGUUUCUUGUAAUCCAAAACCAGCCCAAGCAUCUAAGUCUAAAACAAAACCAAAAAAGGAUUAACAAGAAAGAUGGCAAGCAAAACUGUUGUCUCAAUCUUUUUGAUUGUUUCCCUUUGUGCUUCCACUUUUGUCACUCAAGGAGUAGCUCAAAUGCUUCCAGGACUUUUCACACCUGGCUCACCUAUUGAUCUUGUAAAAUGUUGGUCUUCUCUCUUCAGUGUUGAAGGAUGUGUGCUCGAAAUCGCUAAAUCAAUUUUCUCAGGAAAAUUCAAUAAUGUCGAGACCGCAUGUUGCAAAGCGUUUUCGACCUUAGAUGCCAACUGUUGGCCUCAUAUGUUUCCACUGAACCCGUUCUUCCCUCCUCUCCUUAAGGAUAACUGCGCUCGUAUUGUCCCCAACUCCCCUCCACACAACUAAGAGCAAAAAUGAU
Molecule: messenger RNA, 491 nt
Organism: Camelina sativa (false flax)
Lineage: Eukaryota; Viridiplantae; Streptophyta; Magnoliopsida; Brassicales; Brassicaceae
Biological process (GO): regulation of protein localization to cell surface; regulation of double fertilization forming a zygote and endosperm; double fertilization forming a zygote and endosperm
Cellular component (GO): extracellular region; vesicle
Source: RefSeq, a predicted model, not a curated record